GCGUCCAUGUUUGUUCCGAGAAGAAGAGAAAGUUAUAUUAACAGCUUGAGAAGCUAGAAGAAGAAAUCUUUUAAAGGCUGGUGGGAAAUCUAACUUUAUGGUAUUAUUGUGAGAGCUUUGUGGUCCAGUAAUGUCCAUUGCAGUUGAAAUUCUAUGUCCUACUUGUGGAAGUGAGUUACAACCUGUUCAAAAUUUUGAAAGCAGGACUUUUGUCCAUAUUGAAGAUCUCCAGUAUGAUUGCACAGCAUGUGGGUAUAGAUACAGCUACAUUGAUGUUGCUAUUUCCGAUGAAACCACAACUGGAGAAAAGUCGCCAUCUAAGCCAUUUUCCUGCAGUAUAUGCAAUAAGCAGUUCGAGCAAAGUGGGACCAUGAGGAGACACAUGUACGUUCAUUCCAGUGUGCGGCCUUAUGCUUGUAAUAACUGCGAUAAAGCUUUUAAGACUAAGGCUGCUUUGAAACGGCAUAACAUCAUACACACCGGCGAAUGCCCCUAUGAAUGCAGCACUUGUAAAAGAAAAUUCAACCAAAUUAGUAAUUUGAGAAAACAUUUAGUGAUACAUAACAAUAAUUGCCCAUUUUUUUGUAAUGUUUGUGGGAAAGGAUUUAAUCAGCUCAGUAAUCUGAAGAAGCACAUGGUAGUUCAUAAAGAACAUACAGUUGUCUCGGACAGCAGUGGUAAGCCUGAACAUUCUGUCAUUCCUAUUGGAAUGGAAAAAAAUGUCAGUCGUCCAGUUGUGACACAUUUGAGACCCGCAGAUACGUAGCUCAGAAUGAUUACUAUUUAAUUCCUUUGAUAAAAAAUACUUUGUAUUUUGAAAUUAGUUAUAAUUAUGUCUAAAUCAUUACUUUUCUACUUUGGCAAAUUACACAUUAUUAAAUCAGAUUCAUAUUUUUAUUUAUUUAUAGUGUUUUAUUAUUAUAAGUGUACAAAGAAAGCCAUUAAUAAUCAACAGCUUUUUAAUAAGAUAAUUAUUUUGUUACAGAAAAAUGCAUUAAAUCGAUUAUUUUGUUUAAGCCAGCAUAAUUAGUUCCAAGUACAGUUUUCAUUUGACAUCAAGCAAGAUUAGUUUCACUAAAGAAUGCAUAUAUAAUGAAACCUGUGAAGUCAACUUCUUACAGUGCAACUUGAAAGUUCAAAUUAGACAGGUGGUUAGCUUUUAGUAGGUAGAGUUUUCUUUUU
Molecule: messenger RNA, 1182 nt
Organism: Uloborus diversus
Lineage: Eukaryota; Metazoa; Arthropoda; Arachnida; Araneae; Uloboridae
Product: zinc finger protein 430-like
Exons: 2
Coding region: 131-766 (211 amino acids)
Biological process (GO): regulation of DNA-templated transcription
Molecular function (GO): DNA-binding transcription factor activity, RNA polymerase II-specific; RNA polymerase II cis-regulatory region sequence-specific DNA binding
Source: RefSeq, a predicted model, not a curated record